AGCUGCGCAGGCGCAUUGGGAACGGGGCAGCAUGGCGUCUCAGGCUAAGAAGCGCGCCCUGGGCAGCCGACACCCGCGCCCUCCGGGAGCCCGGGCUGAAAAGGAGCGUGAGGAGACAGCGGAAGACACCGACGAGAGCGACGACGAGAGCAGCUUCGAGGAGGACGAAAAAGAUGAAGAAGACGAGUUCGUCAACCAGGAGGUGAACGUGGAGUUUGAAGCUCAUUCUAUCUCCAGUGAUGACUUCGAUGGGAUAAAGAAGUUACUGCAGCAGCUCUUCCUAAAGGCUGCUGUGAACACUGCUGAGCUUACCAACCUCCUGAUACAGCAGAACCACAUUGGGAGCGUCAUUAAGCAAACAGAUGUUCCAGAAGAAAGUGAUGAGGAGGAUGGCGGAGAAGAGGAGAUUUUUGGUUUCAUAAGCCUCCUGAAUCUCACCGAGAGAAAGGGAACCGAAUGUGCCGAACAAAUUAAAGAGCUGAUUCUGAGCCUCUGUGAGAAGGAUAAGGUUGAACAGCUGCAUAAGCUCCUCAAUGAUCCCACUAAGCCCGUGGGCCUCCUGCUAAGUGAAAGAUUCAUUAACGUCCCGCCCCAGAUUGCCUUGCCCAUGCACCAGCAGCUCCAGAAGGAGCUCAUGGAGUCGCACCAGUCCAACCAGCCUUGUGGCAAAUGCUACUACUACCUCAUGAUCAGUAAGACGUUCCGAGAGGCCUCGAGGAAUUCCAGAAACAAAGGGAAGGGGCCCUCGAAAGAAGAACUAAUGUUUGCCAAUGCAGAGGAGGAGUUUUUCUAUGAGAAUGCACUUCUCAAAUUCAGCUACUCGGUGCAAGAGGAGAGUGACCUGGCUCUGGGAGGCAGGUGGUCUUUUGACGACUUGCCCAUGAAGCCUCUGCGAACAGUGAUGGUCAUCCCAGCGAGUAAGAUGAGUGCGGUCAUGGAGAUGCUGAAGGAGUACCUCUCCAUCUAGCCUGCUUCUGUAGACAGUGAGUGGCUUGUUGGUAUAACGCUUUCUGAUAAACUUAUUGGAGAUUGUAAUGCCGUGUAUAAUGGAUGGUUCAGUCACCGUGGCCUUAAUAGGUUUUUUAAAAUCUCCUUUUUUCAUUUUGGUCAAAUGUACCUUGGACUUGUGAGUCAUUCAUUAAAAGCUCAUUACUUUAAAAGAAAACUGAACACAUGGGUUAGGAAUUUUAAAAACUGAGCAACAACUGUUUAUUAUAGUUGCUUUAAUGAUGUACAAAAUGUUUUAUUUGUACAAAAUUGUCUUGGCUGGGCAAUUUGUCUUGCCUCCUGUUAAAUCUCUGUACAUCUUUCACGUUGACAAACCAUUACAAUGAUUAACUUUGGGGUGUUUAUUGCACAUACUGUUUCAGUGUGUACUGAAUAGAAUUAAGGUUUGAAAGUCAUUGAAUAACGCAUCUUGGUUCGGCAGAAGCUUCGGGGCACUCUUCACACAUUUUAUCUUUGCUCGUCUUCUGUUCCUUUUUCAUUGUCGAAAUGGGUGAGAAGUGAUUGAUUACUUGCUGAAGAAUAUCCUUGCUUUCACUAGGAGGCAGAUUACUGAAGUAAUAAGGUGGGGCCAACUGCAUGAAUCUGUUGGAGAAAAGAACCAAAUACAGCUAUUUAAAGGGAAGUGGAAGCUCUGAUGAGUUAUUCAAACCCUGAGAUCUUCAUAAGUGAUAAAUACCAAACCUCUGUGGAGCUCUAACGGGUCUGAAGUCAGAAUUCCUGGACCAACUUAGGAGCUGUGAGGGGCUUGUUUAGCAGUAGGCGGGUGCAGCAUGCUCCUUAAUGAGCGUCCUGGGAAAGACCAGGAUGGGGCCUUUUCUUAAUGGUCCUUUGGUGGGGAUAAAUUGGAGGAUUUCUGGGAGGUGCGCCAUGAGAGGAGAUGCCCUCAGUUUAUCUUUGCAGGUUUCUUAGGGAAGAGCUGGGGUGUGGCUGAUGACAUUACAGUGUGCAAAAGUUACUGCCUCAGAAACCCUUAUUCCUAAGUCUUGUUUGCAGGCAGAAGUUCUUAACAUUUUGGGGCACUCAAGGUUUUAAAAUGCAUAAAUUAAAAUACAUAUGGUUACAAAGGAAGCCAGUGUUAGAAAUUGUUAUUAAAAAAAGAAAUCAUGUUCAUAGACCCAGGUAGAGAAGCCCUGCUUUUAGCAGGAUAGGGACUUAAAAAAUACCCAUGUUAACGCAGUCAGAGUCUUCAGAAACUGUUUGGGGGAUAACCUUGAAAAGUUGUCAUUUCAUAGAGCAAUGUAACAUGAAAACAAUGUCCGAUGUCCUGCAGGGGGAGCCAUGUUCAAUAAAAUGUGUCUAUUUUCUUAGAUUGCUGGUGCGUUUUGUUGUUAAGUUGGCUAUUUUUGAACAAAAAUUUUCAAAAUAAGCUUUUACCCUGAGCAUCACAUUAAUUAUUAAUAAAGCGUCACAUUAAUAA
Molecule: messenger RNA, 2425 nt
Organism: Trichosurus vulpecula (common brushtail)
Lineage: Eukaryota; Metazoa; Chordata; Mammalia; Diprotodontia; Phalangeridae
Gene: BCCIP
Product: BRCA2 and CDKN1A interacting protein
Exons: 7
Coding region: 32-967 (311 amino acids)
Cellular component (GO): nucleus
Source: RefSeq, a predicted model, not a curated record